UAGCUCUCUGCGCUUAAUCCGAAUCGCACUCGUUUCCCUCCGCUAAGAAGCAAUCAAAUCAAACACACUAUCCUUAACUACAAAACAUAUUAUUUUUUUUAUCCUAUAAUUAUUUGAUUUGAUAACAACAGUGUUUUAUCGUUUUAUAAUAGAUUAACAUUAAUCCAACUCCUCUCUCUCGUCAUCUAUCUCAAUUACAGCCAAUACGAUCCUUUUAAUUCUGGAUUGAAUCUUUCAAAAGAUUCAAUUACUGUGUCUUGAAAGCUAAAUUCGAGUCUUCAAUUCCAAUAAUUGGAGCUGCUUCCCGUUUGAAAUCCUAGGGCUUUCGUUUUCCACGGCUGUUUUUCUUUCAUUAUUAUUAUUUUUUUCAUUUUCCGGAAAAAUGGCCCAAUCGAUUGGGAGGAGUAGGGUGAUCGGGGACUACCUGGUGGGACGUCAAAUCGGCUCUGGUUCCUUCUCGGUAGUGUGGCACGCGAGGCACCGGGUCCAUGGAACCGAAGUGGCGAUUAAGGAGAUUGUCACGGGUCGGCUCAACAAGAAGCUGCAGGAGAGUCUCAUGUCUGAGAUUUUUAUCUUGAAGAGGAUUAACCAUCCUAAUAUUAUUCGCUUGCACGAUAUUAUAGAGGUUCCUGGAAAGAUACAUCUUGUGUUGGAGUACUGCAAAGGGGGCGAUCUUUCUAUGUACAUUCAGCGACAUGGAAGUGUUCCAGAAUCAAUUGCAAAUCACUUCAUGCAGCAGCUAGUGGCUGGUUUACAAGUGCUGCGUGACAAUAAUCUGAUACAUAGAGAUCUAAAGCCACAGAAUCUGCUCCUCUCCACAAAUGACAGCUGUGCAGUUCUGAAGAUUGCUGACUUUGGGUUUGCAAGGUCUCUGCAACCUAGAGGGCUGGCAGAAACCUUGUGUGGUUCGCCACUUUACAUGGCUCCCGAGAUAAUGCAACUUCAGAAAUAUGAUGCAAAGGCAGAUCUCUGGAGUGUCGGUGCCAUUUUAUUUCAACUGGUGACUGGAAAAACCCCUUUCACUGGAAACAAUCAAAUUCAGCUGCUCCAGAACAUUAUGAAAUCAACUGAGCUACAUUUUCCACCUGAUGUAAAGGCUUUGAGUCCUGAAUGCAAAAAUCUGUGUCAGAAGUUGUUGCGACGUAAUCCAGUGGAAAGAUUGACAUUUGAAGAGUUCUUUAACCAUCCAUUCUUUUCUCGUAGAACACUGGAUGAGCCAUUGAGGAAUAGGAGGGUUUCAAGAACAGGGGAUGAUUUUCCUUCAACCGAAUGUAGUCUUGUGAGGAACACGGAGGAAACUUCUCAGGAAGAUUGUCUGCCAUUCUUUUUGGAUGAUGAUUCUUGUGGACCUGACGGAAGCCCUUCAUUUUCCAAUAGAAGGUCCUCAGGGAAGUCUUUGCAUGGUUUUGCUGUUGAUGCAAGAGUUGAUAGAAGUGAAACCAUGUCUAGUGCCUUGAAGAAUGUUGAUAGAAGGGAAGCAGCAUCUAAUGCUCUUAAUAAUGUGGAUCUUCCAUCCAGAUACACUAGUUCUAAACAGAAAUCUGAAGCUACCAGUUUUCAGCUUGACAGCCGACUAACUUCAAAUGAACAUCUAACUACACCUCCAGAAACUAUGGAAGCAAGAUCAGUUAGCACUCGUUCAAGAGCUGGUGAUUCACUGGAGCUGAUAGAUCAAGAUUAUGUUAUGGUGUCUGGACCUCCCAUGGAUGUCUCAUCUUCUUUGACUAGUGCAUUGAAACCGAGCCGUAUUCCGUCCAAUACAGGGAGCCCCCCAAUGGAUGUGUCAUCUUCAUUGACAAGUGCAAUGAAACGGAGCUCUAUUCUGUUCAAUACAGGAAGCCCCCCCUUAGAAUAUGUAAGCAACAACAAUGCAUCAACUGCCCCGUUGCCUAUAGUUGGAGCCACACAAAAUAAUAUAUGUCCGAUUGGAAGCUUAGAAAGUCAAAGCUCCGCACCUGGGACUUCUCAAGGAUCUAUGGAUCUGGGAGAUGCUUUUGAGCAGCCAUCAACUCACUGCAUGACAAGGAUCAAGUCACUGCAGAAAUGUGCAGCUGCUAUCACAGAAUUAGCAAAUGAAAAGAUUGAGGCUGGCAGACAGUUAGAAGCUUUCUCAAUCCAGCUUGUGAUUCUUGCUAUUUGGAAGCAAGCGCUGCAUAUUUGUCACACACAGGCUGUCUCAGCUAUGGAAGUAAGUCCGAGCCCCGAGACUACUAGAUUGAGGAGAAACACCAGCCAGAAGCACGGUACUCAUGAUGCUGAAGAAUGCCUUGAUGUUGCCAACAAUGCUGAGCCAGAGGAUAUAUCAUCUCAUAUCGAAAGAGAAUUUCUCCGGGAAGUUGAGCAUGCUGAGGAACUUGCCAAGUUUAUUGAGCCUGGAAAUAUAGAGAUGCCCGAUGCAAUGGAAACUAUAUUUCAAGCUGCCCUUGCUCUUGGCAGAUAUGGGGGAGUGGAAGAGCUCAUGGGUGCAACAGACAAAGCGAGUUUAUUGUAUUCGAAAGCAUUGUGGUUGUUAGUCUUCCUUCUAGUGGAAGCACCAUCUCUUAUUCUCAAUCCUCCAUUUUCUCUCACAAACUCGGAUAGGUAUAGACUUCAAACUUAUAUAGAUAUCCUUAACAACAGGAAAAAUCAUCUGAGAUCUCAGAAGACGGCUGAUCUCAAUUGGAAGAAUCAGCCAUGAAGUAAGAAUUAGAAUUUUUUUUUUUUUUUUCUACUUGUUUGCUUGAUGAAGUUGCCCAGUUUCACUGUGUAAAAUUAUUCUUUGUACAGCAAUUCUUUGAGUGAGCGGGAAUUAGGAUGUUGGCAGGGGGUCAUCCUGCAUUGAAAUGUGGGGUGGGUGUUGUAAUGCUUCUCUCUCUGUAAUUUAAGGAAUGAUCAACCUUCUUCUGUUUGAUGAUUGAUCAUGAUGCCUUAUUUGAAUGUUGUUAUUUUUCCGACCGGGGAUUGGGCAGUAAUGUGCUCUCUUCUAUUUCUCUGAAGAUAUCUUUUUACUGCA
Messenger RNA from Carica papaya (papaya), 2992 nucleotides. RefSeq names its product Protein kinase superfamily protein. Gene Ontology annotation, cellular component: cytoplasm. Gene Ontology annotation, molecular function: ATP binding; protein serine/threonine kinase activity. Gene Ontology annotation, biological process: peptidyl-serine phosphorylation; regulation of autophagy. The record is from RefSeq and is a predicted model, not a curated record. Lineage: Eukaryota; Viridiplantae; Streptophyta; Magnoliopsida; Brassicales; Caricaceae.